CCGAGAAGGCUGCCAAUUGGAGGUCUCCCCACGGCGCCCUGCCCCUUGCUGACAACAGGCGUGUUAGGCUGUGAGGCUGAGUCGUAGCCGGGAAGGAGACGCUGCCCUUUUGAAGCCAUGGAACGCCGAUGCACGGUGAGGGCUUCUCAAUCCCCCCAUCAGGAAGGGAGGCGAUCUUCCAGAUAAGACUGACUGUAGGAGUCUGCCAAAGGAGAGCUGGGUCUCUUGGUGAACUUCUUGGCCCAGGUUGUUCCUCACAGCGUCUUCCAGCACAUGCCUAGAACCUCUGUCAAAAAUGGCAUUUCAGAGAACUGAGGGGAUGUCCAUUAUUCAGGCUCUGGCGAUGACUGUCGCAGAGAUACCGGUAUUCCUUUACACAACGUUUGGUCAGUCUGCCUUUUCUCAGCUGAGGCUCACUCCAGGCCUGCGUAAGGUUCUGUUCGCCACAGCGCUUGGGACGGUUGCCUUGGCUCUUGCAGCACACCAGCUGAAGCGCCGUCGUCGUCGUAAGAAGCAGAUUGCCCCGGAGAAGGCGGGGGUGAAGCCCACAGGUGUCCCUGUUCCCAUCUUGCCAACGAGGCGGGUCCCCUCCGUCAAGAAAGGUUACUCCAAUAAGCGAGUGCAGAGCCCAAGCAGCAAAAGCAACGACACGCUCAGUGGGAUCUCCUCCAUCGAGCCCAGCAAGCACUCCAGCUCUUCUCACAGCCUUGCUUCAAUAGUGGUGGCCAACUCUUCCAGCCCGACUCCAGCGUCAGCAGGACCCUGGGAGACACAACCCGUAGAAGAUCCAGGAGCUGCAGGAGACUGUAGUGCAGAAAACCUCUACUUCCAAGGGAUGGAGCUGUUUGAAGAGGCCCUGCAGAAGUGGGAACAGGCUCUGACUGCCAGGCAGAGGGACCACACCAGCCCCUCUAUCACCUGGGACAACCGUAAAGAACAGGAGUUACUGCCAGAGGAUCUCCUGGAGCAGGAAUCCCAGAAAAUAGAGUUUGCAGAGAAGCUGGAAUCCCUCUUGCACCGGGCGUAUAACCUCCAGGAAGAAUUUGGUUCCACCCUCCCUGCUGACAGCAUGCUGCUAGACCUGGAGAGAACACUCAUGUUCCCACUGACAGAGGAGUCUCUAAGACUCCGGGCUGACGAUGAUGAUGAAAACAGCUUGACCUCUGAGGAUUCCUUCUUCUCUGCUGCUGAGCUCUUUGAUUCUUUUCAAAUCGGAGAUGCUCCUUUCCAGCUCUCCAAGCCGGUCGCGGCAUAUGAAGAAGCUUUGCAGUUGGUGAAGGAUGGACAGGUGUCAUGCAGGACUUUCCGGACAGAGCUUUUGGGCUGCUAUAAUAACCACGACUUCCUGGCAAAGCUCCACUGUGUCAGACAAGCCUUUCAGGAACUUCUUCGGGAUGACAGAAACCAGUCCUUUUUUGGGGAGGUGGGGAAGCGGAUGGUGAUGGGGUUGAUGAUCAAGGCUGAAAAGAACACCAAGGGCUUCCUAGAAAGCUAUGAGGAGAUGCUUCAAUAUACGCUGAGGCAGGAGACCUGGCCCACAACUCAGAAGGAGUUGGAAGGACGAGGGGUGGUCUGCAUGAGCUUCUUCGAUAUUGUGUUGGAUUUCAUCCUUAUGGAUGCCUUUGAGGACCUGGAGAACCCGCCUUCCUCGGUGCUGGCUGUCCUGCGGAACCGCUGGCUCUCGGACAGCUUCAAGGAGACGGCUCUUGCCACUGCCUGCUGGUCGGUUCUGAAAGCUAAGAGGCGGCUUCUAUUGGUCCCAGAUGGCUUCAUAUCCCAUUUCUACUCCGUAUCGGAGCAUGUCAGCCCUGUUCUUGCCUUUGGUUUCUUGGGGCCAAAGGAGCAGCUCUCCGAGGUUUGCUGCUUCUUCAAGCACCAGAUCCUGCAAUAUUUGAAAGACAUGUUUGACCUAGACAUUGUGAGAUACUCCACAGUCCCGUUGCUAGCAGAAGAUAUCCUCCAACUCUCUCGGCGCCGCAGUGAGAUCCUGCUGGGUUACUUGGGGGUUGAGACCAUCCCAGAGGUGAACGGGACUCUGCCCAGUGACAUUGAACCCUUUGAGGAAUUCAACUGAAGCUCGUCCAGGCAACAAGCAUCUUCUCGUCUAACAGAUUCUCCUGCCCCCACCAUCCAGCUGUCCAUCCCAACCAAGUGGCUUAAUAAUUGGCAGCAAAGACACUAUUCCGUCCCAACAGUGAGUCAGGGUAUUAGCCACUGCCCCAGAUGUUCCUUGUUGGAUCCAGAGGUUUGGCAAGGGGCAUUCAAGGGCACUCAGUGAACCUGUUUCUGGCUCAUCUGUAGUUCCUGUUUCUUAAAAAUCUUUUUCAGCUCUAGCAUAAAAUGUGAAACACAUACCAGGGCCUGAGCCACCCCCCUCCAACCCCCCCCCAAACCUGCAAGGUGUGUGUGGGGGGGUGUAGUGCACAAGAACACUUUUCCUUCCUUUUUAAAAUGUGUGAAUGGAUUCCUAAUGAAAUUGGGGAAGAGAAGAUAAUUGAUUUGUUUUGCUGUGUCUAUAUGUUUGUAAAGGCUUCUGACUUUGUAAAAACCUUAACAGUUCUGGUGUGAAUUAGGAGGACAGCAGAUUGCUGUCUCUCUGUGCUGUGCUGUCAUUGCAGCUGCAUUUCACUACAUCAUGGAUUUUAAAAUGCCACCAUAGUAUUUCCUGUGUGCCCCCUUCCAUUUCCUCUAUCUCUCUGAGUGGGCAGUAUCCUUUUGUUUGUUUAUUUUUUCACUGAGCACAAUGACAGUGCAGUGGGGGGGGGAGUUAUGUGUUGUAGCUGUGGGGAGCAAGUAGCUUUGGGCAUUUUAAGCUGUGGGGAGGUGGUGUAUCGAUUUUGUUUGUUACCAUGUUUGUUACCUGUGAUCCUCAGAUGAAGGGUGUUACAGAAAUUGGAUAAAUAAUAAUGAUACGGGAAGCUGUUUGGAGCAGUAAGUUGUAUAAAAGAAGAUACAGUUCAGUUCAGAGAGCUUGGGUGCCUGGGAGGGAGAGGCUGAUGGCAAAUACUUUAAUCCAUUCACACCACCACGUGUGGAAAGCACCACAUUUGCACUGAGGGAUUAUCCUUUGACUAAGGUUAUGGGACAGACUAUAUACAAUGCAUUGAAAAAUCAGAUUUGGGGCUUUUGGGGGAGAGAUGGCUUCCCCCUAGUGAAGGUUGGCAGUAUUCUUUAUGGAAGAAUUAGUGAUCGAGGGUCAAUUCAUUCUGUUAUUUAAAACUGAGAAUUUGUCUCUUCUUCUCCACCUCCUCCCUUGAGCACACAAGGAGCACUUUAAUGUUAGGAGAAACCAAAGCUGUGUGUUACUUAUGGACCCAGGGAACUAUGGUUUGUUCUACCCAAAAAGUUGGUUUAAAGAAUAGAAGUGUGCUCUGUUAUCUUGGUUUGUUAAGUAUUGUGCCGCAUUCAUACUGUACAAUUAAAGUACAGUGAUGCCACCCUUCAAUUCUACAAUCCUAUUCUGUGUCCGACCCCUUACAAUGCAGGAAUAUGCAGCUAUCAUAGUGCUUUAAAUAUGUGCUGUGAAUGUAGCAUGCAGAUGCCUUCCAGCUGUUCCUGGACAUGGUGUCCUUGUACAUAAUCUCUGGCCCCCGAUCACGUUAGCUGUGCCUGAUGGGAGUCCUGCCAAGUCGGAAUUGCAUCCUGUUGGCUAAACCCCUAAUUUGAGAACUUAGAAUACUAGAAGGCUUGCAGAUGCCUGGAAGGAAAUAAUGGUGCUUGAAUGCCUGAAAAGGACGGCUAAGAGGAUGAGGGAUAUUGUAAGAGCUGAUUAAGAUAUUUCUCUUGUAUAUUUUCACUGUUUUGUCGUCUUGUGUAGCUAACCCAUCAUGCAGCCACAUUCUCUAGCAGUGAUGAAGAGACUGAGGCACCGUCCAGAAGUUGUUGGACUCUAAUUCCCCUUAGCCAGCAUGGCCACGGGUGACGGGAGUUGUAGUCCAGUAUCAACUGGAGGGGGGGCCAGGUCCCGCAGCCCUGCAGUGUAGGAGUUUCUGUGUGGGAAACGGAAGUGGGAAAUGGAAGGGGAAAACACUACAGAGCAAGUGUGGGGAACCUUUGGCACUGCAUUGUGUUGCUAAACUUCAACUCCCACUAUCCCUGGCUAUUGACCGUACAUACUGAUACUAAUGGGACUUCAGCAAAUAUCUGGGGGGGGGGGGCAAGGGUUCCCCACACUUGAUAUCAAUGCUGGUGGCAAGUGCAUGCAGGAGGAUGUAUUGCUAGUUGUCAAGGACCAAGGGCCCGAUCCACUGGAGAUGCAGUCAUGCAACAAACAUAUACUUGUGUUCAUAUUCACAGAUAGUGUCAAUAACCAGCAGCACUGUUGCAGUGCUUUUCACUUAGGCCUCUUAAGAUGCUAAAACAUGUCCACACAAAAAAUGGGUUUUGGUUCUCAGUCCAAUCCUAGGAGAAAAUGAAUGUGACUUGGCGUAUUUUUCGCAGAUUUCAGAGGUCUUUUUACAACCUGUUCCAUUAGGUUAAAAUGUGUGGGUUGUUUUUAAGGAAAGGAGAUACACACAGAGUUUUUUCUAUUUGCACGUUAGAAUUACUUGUGUAGGUAUUUGGUUUCCUUGCUAGAACUUGACUAGAGUUGCCAACUGACCAGAGAAGGAACCUUGCCAAGACUGUUCCUUCGCCUUUUUAACAGCCGCUUGUGCAGAAAUCAGCAGGUACAAAGCUUACACAUGAUCAUUUCCUUAUGGCAGAACUCAUGCAUCUUGGCAAACCGCAGUUUGCCAUCAUAAGCUGAUUGAGCCUGCUUCACCCCUCCCCACUAACGGGCAGAGCAGACCAGUCAUGACCAGCAGCUUAGUGUUAUGAUCAAACCAUAGAUUGUAGACAAGGUUUGUUAUUGGCUACAGGCUGUGGUUUGUUUCGGAGUGAAACAAACCAUGAUCUCCACUUCAGAUGUAACACUACGUGAGUGAUUGUGGUUGUUACUCUUAAGCAUGAGAGUGGAGGGGCACAGCAGCCGCUAUUAGUUCAUGAAUUGUUUGGUUAACCAUUGUUUUAUAGCGUAUGGUAUGUGUGUGAAUACAAGCGGUGAGUCUCAGAUCAAGAACGGUUUCCUUUAUCUCUUUUUAAAGGACAUUCCUGUUAAACCUGAAGCUAAUGAAUGUAACAUUUGUGCCUAAUCUGUUUCUUUUU
Podarcis muralis (Common wall lizard) is the source of this 5145-nucleotide messenger RNA. NCBI's taxonomy places the organism in Eukaryota, Metazoa, Chordata, Lepidosauria, Squamata, Lacertidae. The record is from RefSeq and is a predicted model, not a curated record.